AUGUACGGUCGGCCCUUCCAACACCAACACGCCACGUAUGGUGCUCAUGGAAUCGGGCUAAGCGUAUGUGUAGUUGGAGGAAACCGGGGCGACCCUUUGGAGCUUGAUUUCUUGGAUGAGAAUUCCAUCUCUUCUGCCGCCCGGGCGUAUGGCAACAAACCACUUGACGUCGUCAUCAAUGUUGGAGGCCUCCCACCGAAUCCAAAGCCAUGGAAAGACCAGACAAGCUCCCUUAUGCUUGAGAGGCUUCGUGUAAUGACGAUUGGCCCGUACCUUACAAUGACAGAGGUUCUGCCGCAACUAGAGCUGGCCCCAAAUCCCAAGGUUAUCAAUAUACCAUCUUCUUUUGGCUCCAUCUCGAAACCUGGCUUUUUGUCUACUAGGCUGACGGACUGGGACGGAGAAGAUGAUAUGGAAACCUGUAUCAAGGGACUGAUGAAAAUCAUCAACUCUAUCUCACAUGAAGACAAUGGUGCUUUCUUUAAAUGGGACGGUAGCAGGAUCCCAUUCUAA
Messenger RNA from Metarhizium acridum CQMa 102, 513 nucleotides. Lineage: Eukaryota; Fungi; Ascomycota; Sordariomycetes; Hypocreales; Clavicipitaceae. The record is from RefSeq and is a predicted model, not a curated record.